Molecule: messenger RNA, 1368 nt
Organism: Macadamia integrifolia
Lineage: Eukaryota; Viridiplantae; Streptophyta; Magnoliopsida; Proteales; Proteaceae
Product: myb-related protein 308-like
Exons: 2
Coding region: 385-1146 (253 amino acids)
Source: RefSeq, a predicted model, not a curated record
GUCCUUUAACUUAUUAUUUGAUGAUAGUUUAUAUCAUUAUCUGAGAGAGAGAGAGGGAGAGAGAGGCAGGCAGGCCACCAGGCACAGGUCAGUCGCUCAAAAACCCUUCUCACCAACUCACAUCUAGAAGCAGUUAAGUUUCCCAGCCUCUUUCUCUCUCUCUCUCUAGUCAAAGGUCUAUAAAUCCCUUCUCUAGCUUCCACAAGGGCUGGCAUUGAUGAUUAACCACCACUCCCCACCAUAGCACUAACACCUCUUCAUCCCCUUCCUCCUCCUCAUCUUCCACCUAUCUACCCCUCAAAGAAAAGUAUAAUACACAAGAACAGCAAUUACUUGGGAAGACAGAAAAUGCUACACUGCUAGUCCUACUAGAACUACUACUUGAUGGGGAGGUCUCCUUGUUGUGAGAAAGCUCACACAAACAAAGGCGCAUGGACCAAAGAAGAAGAUGAUCGGCUUAUAGCCCACAUCCGAGCACACGGCGAGGGUUGCUGGCGGUCCCUCCCCAAGGCUGCCGGCCUUCUUCGGUGUGGUAAGAGUUGUAGACUCCGCUGGAUCAAUUACCUCCGCCCAGACCUCAAGCGUGGAAACUUCACAGAAGAAGAAGACCAACUCAUAAUUAAACUUCAUAGUCUCCUCGGCAACAAAUGGUCUCUUAUAGCAGGGAGAUUGCCAGGAAGAACAGAUAAUGAGAUAAAGAAUUAUUGGAAUACCCAUAUAAGGAGACAGCUUUUAAGCCGAGGGAUUGACCCAGCAUCUCACCGGCCACUCAAUGAACCAGCCUUGGAUGUCACAACCACCAUCUCUUUUUCUGCUAUUGCUAAAGAGGAAGAAAGGAUAGUUGUUGGUGGAGUACUUGGGUUCAAAGAAGAGAACAACCACCAAAGGGAAGAAAGAUGUCCAGACCUCAAUCUUGACCUUCGAAUUAGCCUUCCUUAUCAGGAACCCCCUAAGCUAAUAUUGAAGAGUGAAGAGAGGAGAACCCUUUGUUUCUCUUGCAGUUUGGGUUUGCAGAAAAGUAAGGACUGCAGUUGUAGUAGUAACAGUAACAGUAACAGUAGCAGUAGCAGUAGCAGUAGUAAUAGCCGCAGUAGCAGCAGCAGUGGUAGUGAUUUCUUAGGGUUGAAAGGUGGUGUUUUAGAUUAGGGAUAGAAGGUUGGAGAAGAAAUAAUGUUGAAUUUGGACUUGUAUUGUUCUGGAUAGACUAGAAUGGAGAGAAAAGAGGAGAAGAGAUUCUUGUUAUUGUAAAUCUCUCCAGUAGAUUUCUCUUUAAUCUAAUCUACUUUGUAUAAGUACAUUAGCACAUAUAGUGUAAAACUAGACAAUGAGUUAUAAAACUACUGUGGUUAAUUUCAAAACUGUUCAACU